GGGGAUUAGUUCUAAUAAGCUUCCCUCGUCUGCCUCACUCGACAUGUCUUGAGCCCGAAUGCCGCCUGCCAUUGGGGCAAUUUUAUGCAGACUAUGGACAGGAUUUGUUACAUGCUUGUUAUAGUUUUAUUUUAUAUCCAAAGAUCUGAAAGUUUUUCUCAGUGUUUGCGAGGGUGCAGCUGUAUAGAAGACCGUCAUGGAAGGUCCCUCAUAUGCAUGGAGGAGAACGCGUUUGGAGUCAUACCAGAGAAUAUUCCCCAUGAUAUGACCAAAAUCAGAAUAGAAAAAUCUCACUUCACUGAAAUCAAGCGCGGGGCUUUCAUCAGAGCGUCCAGCUUGGAGAACCUGUGGUUGAACUUCAACGACAUCACCCUGAUUAACUCAAAGGCUUUGGAAGGUUUGGGCAACCUCACUGAGCUCCGCCUAGAAGGAAACAAGCUGCGCUCCGUACCAUGGACAGCGUUCGAGGACACCCCGCGUCUAAAGAUCCUGGACCUGAAGCACAACCAGUUAGAUGUGCUGCCAGAACAUGCGUUAAAAAAUUUGCCCCAUCUGACUUACUUAGACUUAUCCUUCAAUCGGCUUACGGUCAUAUCCAAGGAGGUCUUCCAAAACUGGCCUCUGUACCAAAAACUGCAGAGCAAGGAGAAGCAAGAGGCAAGCUCUUCCGGGCCGAACGUCGUCUUGGCGCUCCACGACAAUGCCUGGCUAUGCGACUGCCGACUCAAGGGCUUCGUGGAGUUCACCCGCUCCCUCAGCCCAACGAUUAUCCUGAUGAACUCCUACUUGACCUGCUCCGGUCCGGACUUUAGGGCCGGCAAGUUCUUUCACGAGGUGGAGCUGCAGGCUUGCGUGAAGCCCGUGGUCACCACCUCGUUGGCCAACCUCAGCCUACCGCUGGGCACCAACGUCACGCUGCGCUGCCUUGCCAAAGCUCGGCCAGAACCUGCAGUGUGGUGGACAUAUGGUCUGAAGAUAAUCAGAGGAUUUCAUGAGUCUCAGGAGAGGGUGGAUGAAGACACCAUCAGAUCCCUCUUGGUGAUCCCGUCGCUCCACCUGGCCGACCGCGGCGUCUACACGUGCAGUGGUGUCAACUUCAUCGGAAACUCCUCGGCCAACAUCCAGGUGGACAUCCUCAAUCCGGAUGGCGCCCAGUCGGCGCCACUUCCCCGCCUCCCAGAAGAUGACGAGAACAUCUACAUCGACAUCCGCAUCGCCAAACAGACGGUGCGUGGCAUCGCCAUCGAGUGGUUUGCCGUCUUGGACCACCCUGACCAGACGUGGUUCUCCGUCCAUUUGGGCCAAGCCACCAGUGACAAGAAGGAGACUAUCUCCAUCGGCCCGGGCAUCCGUUCGUACUCCGUCUCUGACCUGAUGCCCGCCACCAAAUACGAAAUCUGCGUGACGCUCAAGAACCAGACGCCGCGGCCAGGCCAGUGCUUGGUGUUUGUCACGGGAAGCGACAUCACGGAGAUGGAGCAGCGGGAGAAGCUGAUCCACAUCGUGGUGAUCGUACUGGCCAUGGUUCUGGCCGUGCCCAUCGGCAUGUACGCCUGCACCACCGACACCAAGUUCACCUGCCUGGAAAGCCUGAUGGCGUUUUGGAAGAGGCGACGUAGCGAGAGAGGAUCGGCCGGCUUGGAGCGCGAGAGGAACGGCACCUUCGACAGCCUGCAGGCGGCCAGUGACGAGGGCCUGGUCCGGAAAGAGUCCAGUGAGGACAGGAAGGUGAGGCGGAGGUCCGAUGACAGGUCGCUUAAGAACAAGGCCGACCACAGCAGAAUCACUGCAGAACUCUACUAACUUUCUAAGCGUGAUAAGGUGGUGUGAUGCCCUGCUGAUACUCUUUACUCUCUCCUCUGUUCUAGGGCGGGAGAUUUGUUGACACGGUGUGAUUGGUCAAGAUUGUUAUUCAAGGGAUUGCGCCGUAUAGAGAUGUACUUCAUUGUUUCCAAUCCCUUUCUGAUCUCUUUCUGAUCUCAUUCACCAUAUUUAUGGUUCUGACGACUGAAUUGGACUUAAUAACACAUUAUCUGUUUCUGCAGUGAUUACUGCACUGGUCCAAAUAUUUUGCAAACCGGAAACCAUUCGUUGACGACAAUAGUGGUCGCUGGGGUGGGCAGGUCAUUGAUAGCUCAAGAUACCGUUGUAAAAAAUGUAUCAAUCAGUAUUGCCUCACAGUUCUUUAAUAAGCUUCUGCGUGUCAUCAAUCACAUUCUCAUGUAAAUAUAAUUGAACAAGAUGGAUGAAUAAAAUUGUACUGAUUUUA
This is a messenger RNA of Syngnathus typhle (broad-nosed pipefish), 2269 nucleotides long. RefSeq names its product leucine-rich repeat, immunoglobulin-like and transmembrane domains 2 (gene lrit2). The transcript is spliced from 3 exons. The record is from RefSeq and is a predicted model, not a curated record. NCBI's taxonomy places the organism in Eukaryota, Metazoa, Chordata, Actinopteri, Syngnathiformes, Syngnathidae. Bases 85 to 1803 code for a protein of 572 amino acids. Gene Ontology annotation, molecular function: protein binding.